Penicillium manginii is the source of this 1941-nucleotide messenger RNA. RefSeq lists its product as uncharacterized. Lineage: Eukaryota; Fungi; Ascomycota; Eurotiomycetes; Eurotiales; Aspergillaceae. The transcript is spliced from 4 exons. The coding region runs from base 1 to 1941 and encodes 646 amino acids. The record is from RefSeq and is a predicted model, not a curated record.
AUGACGUCCCGUGAAGAAACCGUCCUACCUCCCAUUGAUGCCUCCAUCGGCGACGAGAAUGAGUGGCCCGAAUUCGAGCUCACCGAUGCGAAGGUUUUGCGACCUGGAAAGAUGCUAUAUGCAAACCUGUUGGAGGCAUCUGAGCAGUCCCCAGUUCAAGUGAUUGGCUGUCUGGAGCUCAAAAAGGGUCAAGAACACUUAUUCCGCUUAUCGCAACGGCGUACCGGUGCACGCGUCGUGACUAUUAAGCUUGACUUUGGUUACUCAUCCCAUCAUCUUCCAGUGCUCGAACGCGAAAAGCCCAAUCCUCGCGUCAUACUUGAUAACGUCACACAUUAUGCCUAUGGUCAGAUGGAAGAUCGAAGUGUCGAGAUGUGGGCGGCCGGUAAGUCGGGCUGGUACAAGGUCUCACCAGCCAAGGGCUACCAGCCGCACUUCAAUCGCAUCGUCCAGGCAGUCGAUGCCUUUUAUUUCAUGAUGGACAAACACCAGCAUGGCAGGAAACAGCUUAAUCCAACCUUCAAGAAUCUCUGCGAGCAGUAUAUCUUUCACACACAUGGUGCUUGUGAAACGGCAGAGCAAUCAGCAGACGUGUUUAUGGGGCAUGCUUCCUUUCUGCUCCGCUGUAUGAUCGAAGAAGAUGACGAUGGUGACGUGCAAUGGACUAAAACCAACGUUUUCCUGCAUCUUCGCAGGCAGUUCAAGGAUGAAUACAAAUCGCUUGUAGAUCUUCAUUCUCCUAGGAAGACAGAUAUGAACAAUCUACCGGAAGAACCUGAAGCGUCAACUCCGCGCCACGAACCCACUGCCAUUGCAAAAUCACAAGCAAAUACCGUGUAUCAGCUGGUAAUUGAGCUCAAGGAUGAGGGCCACCUGGCGAAGCGUCGGCUUCACAUUGAUCUUCUGGCAGAACGCCUGUCAGAGAAAUAUUCUUUCAGCCCAGAGAAUGCUCAUAAGAUCAUCGCGGCGAGAGCAAAUGCUGUGCUGGAGAUGUUAGACGAAGAUGACACGCCUAGCUUCAAAUGGUCACGAUAUGUCAUCCACCGAGAGCUUACGAACGCUGCCUCACAAAACGUGAUUCUACCACCGGGCCUUCUCACGCCCUUACAAUCAACUGAGGACUCCAGUGAUGACGAACAUCUAAUAAGGACCCAAAAAUCCGUUCUCCGUCCGAAGGGGAAUUCUUCCGUCUCUGGGAAAGUCAUGGGAAAACGUAAUCGCAAUGCCAAUGCAGAUCAACAGAACGGCCAGUCUGGCAUCGAAGCCGAUGCCGAUGCCGAUGCCGAUGCCGAAGACGAAGAUGAAGAUGAGGACGAAGAUAUGGAAGACGUCGAGACCCCGAGUAAGGUUCGGGGCCACGAGCUGAUCCGAACUCCCCUGGCAUCUGCCAAAGUUCAAGAUCGCUCAUUCCUCGGCAACCCCCAAUCCGCAGCCGCCUCCCUUCUCAAGAGUGUUCUUUCUGCAGAUGUACCAAAAUCAUCUGCGCUGACAUCUAGCGCAAUAAACGGAAGGUUGAGCUUUGGUGUUGGCCAUCUCUCGGGCGGUCAAACGAAUGGUCUCGUCGAGCCAGAAAUAUGGACUUGCCGCAUCAUCGGAUGUUCUAAGACUAUCACCAGCAAAGGGGAAGAACGCAGGAAAGAGAUUUCCGACCAUGGUGGGGAGCAUGAUUGGGAUUUCCAGAUGCAAGUUGAACUGGUCGAAGCAGAGCGUCGCCUGCAACCAAAUCACCCUGUCAGCAACAUGAUGCAGUAUCUACUCAACCAACACAACCAACAGAUGCGUGCGGCGUUUCCGGAGAUCUACCCACAAGAGAUAGUAGUGAAUGGAACGACCGAGCAACUCGACAUUACCUCCAUUGAUGAGGAGCAUUUCCUAGAGCCAGAGCCAAACCACGACCUGUCUGCCGAGUUAGACCUAAGUGUAAAUGGACAUACAACUUGA